Puccinia graminis f. sp. tritici CRL 75-36-700-3 is the source of this 576-nucleotide messenger RNA. RefSeq lists its product as uncharacterized. The record is from RefSeq and is a predicted model, not a curated record. Bases 1 to 576 code for a protein of 191 amino acids. NCBI's taxonomy places the organism in Eukaryota, Fungi, Basidiomycota, Pucciniomycetes, Pucciniales, Pucciniaceae. The transcript is spliced from 4 exons.
AUGGUGUUGAAGAUUGGACUAGUUUUUACAAAUGAGGAUGUUGAUUAUGUGAUACAACAAAUCACUUCCUCAUUGGCCAAGCAAGCCAAAUUCAACACAUGGGCCAAAAAACUCAACUACUCAGGGCCCACUCUGAUCGCCGGGUACGGUAUCCGCUGGAAUAUAAAGUUUGAGAGCCACGAGCGGGGGUAUAUCACACAAAACAUCAUCAACAAACUGAUUGAGAACAAGCGAGACAGAGAAGAUCAAAAGGGAGGCAAGAACCACUUCAACAAAUACAAAAUCACACAAAGCAACUGGGACAUUGUCAAGAAAUUGAAUGACAUCAUCAGUGCACUCAACGACCAGGCAGCAAGAGAUGAAGACACCCCCCCCCCUACACCCAAAAAGAACACAACCCUAGCCCCGGGUGGAGGACUGGAGGAAGAUGUCAACUUCUUUUUUGAUGCUGCACCAGAGACCCAUGACAAACUGGCAGUGUACCUUGGCGUGGUGGCGCUACUGGCACAAGACUACCUGGCUGCGAGUGUGGAGCAAUGUUUUUUGGCCGGGGCAGACGUUUGCGGGCAAGAUUGA